UGUGGAUCCCCCGGGAAGACGCCGGGAUGCCUGCACCGAGGAGGAUGAUGCUGCUGCCUGCCCUCAGCACGGCCCUGCCAGCGCCCAGCCGGCUCAGCCCUCACAGAGAUGCUGCAGGGAGCUGGCGGCUGCAGCUCCUUUGUGAGUCCCGUUAGUUUGCGUCUCCAGCUCGGGGAAGGUGCUCUCUAGUUUCUGCUUCACCUCCUUCGCAGCUUCAGGUGAUUUGCUUCUGUCCCCAGAUUGUCUCAGGUUCAGCUCAUAGAGUUUGUUUGUGCCUCCAGCAUGUUUUAGACUCUAAUUUGGUUUCACCUUCCCUGGCUUCUUUCUGGCUUCAGCUAAUUUGCAGCUCCAGUUUGUUUCCAUGUUCUGUGGCUCCAGUUCAUUUCUGCUCUGGCUCAUUACCGCUUGUGCGUGUUCAAAUGAUCUUGGUUUUUGACAGGGCCACAAAUCAAUCACUAUCAUAACUUAAACAUGAACGGACAUAUUUGUACGUUGUAUAAAGAUGGACUAAACUUCUUGGACCAAUGCAAGUGGACCUUCAGCCUCCAGUGGGAUUCCCCACAGGUGCCCCAAUACCGAUUCCCACUGUCAGGAAAAUCCACAAAUGCCAGAAGUUUGUGUCCGUAAAGGAGAUAGAGGAGUCCUGCAAGUUUAUUCUAAUAAAGGGAGGGAGUCCCACACAAGCCCCCAGGGUUUUCUCUCUCUCGGUUUCAGAGGGUGCAGCCUCUAUCCUCAACUCCCAGCCGCAGUUGCCCUCUUCCUUUCUCCAUUGACUGAGGUACUCAGAAGGUACAGCCUUCCCGAGCCGCCUACAAUCUAUCCCCCCUUGUACCUACUGUUUUACCCCAAAGUUCAGAAGUUCAGGUUUGUGCAGGCCCACUUGUGUGUUUCAGGAGCCAAGCUGUCUGGUCUCUGCAACAAACCUGCUGCCUAAAGUUACUACAGACAUAAAGACCCUUUUCAAAGACGUUAAUACCAAUACUGUCACUCAUCAAAUUGGUUGUAAAGACAUGAACUUUCCUCUCACCACCUUGAUGAAUAAUGGGAGUGAAGUUCCAAACAAGGUAAAGAACAAAGUGGUUAAGCAAUGGAAGCAAUAAUCACAGGAAUAUGGAAGAGAGAAAAUUGAUGGCAUAAAUUCUUGAAGGGGAUAACCACAGAAAGAUAACACCCUUGUAAUCCAGGAUGUGUAAUGAUGAACUAAAAAAUCCCCGGUUUUUACUGCUUCUGUAGUGAGAACUUGCCUUAGUGAUGAACUUUUGCUCCUUAUAAUAGUAAAAACCCCACCCCAGCUCAGGCAUCUCCCUCUACAAAAGGACUACCACUCACCAAGCAUGGGCUAUGAUUUCUUGGGACAUAAUGGCUUUAAUUUGAGGUAGAGAAAGGAUGAGCCAAUAACAACUUAAGCCAAGUAGUGACUUAAGUAAGACUUAACAGCCCAAGUUUGUGCCUCGGGGUGCUGGCUCUGAGAUAUACCACCCAGCACCUCUUUCUGUGCAGAACAGUAAAUAUAAUUACGUGGUUAGAGAAAUCUCCUUUCUUACAGUGACUGAGUUAGGUGGACUAUCUGAUCUAGGUGUGUUAACCUAUAGUAGCUCUCAGCCUUUUCACCACACUGUUAAUUGUCUCAGUAAUUUUCAUACAGGGAGAUGAUCCAAGAAAUGUUUGCACAUUGUUCUAGGAGGGAAGAAACAUUUUCAUUGGAAAUAGAGCCCUGUGGCCUCAGACUGUGUUCAGUAGCUGGUGCUAUAUCAAAUUUUUCCUUCUUGUCAUUACCAUCCAUUCUUACCUGCUACAAGAUAACUGCUACCCCCUCCAGCAAUAUCAGGGACCUAUAGGGCAAGUCAGUUCAGCUCUAGGUAAUUUCAAGGUAGUUUAUGUUGUGAUGACUUCCUUGGUGUUGUUCUUUCAAGCAUUAUAUGCCAGCCUUAUGCAGAAUCCAGUACAUGAAGGGGCUACAAGACAGCUGAAGAGGGGCUUUGGACAAGGGCAUGGAGUGAUAGGACAGGGGGAAUGCCUUCAAACUGACAGAAGGCAGGCAUAGAUUAUAUAUCAGGAAAAAAUUCUUCCCCGUGAAGGUGUUGAGGCACUGGAACAUCCCUGGAAGUGUUCCAGACCAAGCUGGAUGCUGCUUUGAGCAACGUGCUGUAGUGGCCCUGUCCAUGGCAAGGGGGUUGGAACUAGAUGAUCUUUGAGGUGCCUUCCAACCCAAGCCAUUCUAUAAUGGUAAGAUACAAACAGGUCUGGUUCUGGCUUUUGGGGGCUGUGCUUGUGCAGUUGUGCUUUCCUUCUCUUAUACCCAAACUAGAUGUUUUUUCUUCCGUCUAAAAUAAAAAACAAAAACAGUAGGCUGAAGCAAAAUUAAACAGAAAGAGAGGAAUUAAUCACUCCCUUAUUUAGAACAGGAUGAGGAUUAUAAAAAGCCCCAAAGAACAAAGCAAACAAAUGAGCAGCCAAACCCCAAAGCACGGAAGGAUGUUUUGGUACUAACCUGCUGGUGCAGCUGCUAACAUAAAUGUUUUCUGACACAAGUGCAUGUCACGAACCAAUGUGUAACAUUUAACCCAUGGAGGCUUGUGUACUCAGAGCAAGGCUGGGGUGGUGAUUUCUUUUGGCUGCACUGAUUUCAGGUGGAUUUUGCAAUUCUGCUUUGCUUCACUUCUGAAAAAAAUCAGAAAUGCCUUCAUGAAAUCUGGCAGAGAGCUGAUGGCAUUGGAGUGGCUGGAACUGGAAAAAUCUAGAAAAACCUGAGCUUCCUAGUGCUGCAAGGCUUAGUUUGGCAAGUGAAAGGAAAUUCAUUUGCAUUCUCACAGUCCAUCCUCUUGAUCAGGGAAAAGAAUUUCCAGUGGCUCUCUGAAACCACCUCUUACUAAACAAAUAAUCAGCUCCAAAGUGAAGUUCUUGAUUCAAAAUAAUGUAGUUCACCAUUUACUGAGCAAAGUGUUCUUAUCUGCCUUUUAAGGGGAAAACUACUUUAUGAGAAUAGAAAUCCUCUUAGGUCAUCAACCUGUACCCUGAAGCAGCUUUUCUUGCAUUCUCUUUCCUCCUUACUGUUGGGUUUCUUGGGUUAUUUUAAAUUUACAGUUACUGUCACAUUUACAGUGGAGAUGUGUGCAGCAGGUUGAAUAAGCUGCCUCCCUCAAAAUGAGCACAUUUACACUGUGCUGUUUGAUUUCUUGGUGAAAAUCAUAUCUGUGGAGGGACAGAAUGUAAGAAAAUGAACAUAGUGCAGAAGGCAGUCUCACACCUGAGGAGUUGCAGCUGUACUAAUCACCAAAGAUUAGGAACAGGCCUGCCCUUAAAUAGGCCACAGCUGUGUCCAAGAAUACAAGUGCUACAAAAGGGUUAGCUGGUGGAGAUGAGAGUUGCAGUUGGUUGUGCUGUGAAGAGAUGGAGUUUGUUGGCUGUACUGUGGAGAAGAAGGAGUCAGUGCUGCAAGGAGAGCCCAUGAGAAAUCACCAAGAAGGUAUGGAACCUUUGCAAUAUGAUGACAACACAUAUCUAUGAUUUUUUGUCUGUCUGUUGUUUUCUUGGAGAAACUUCUCCUCUGCUGGCAGUGCUGAUGGUGAGGACCAGGACUAGUAUGGCUAGGUGGGAGUGUCUUGGGAGCCUGUUGUGUCCAAAGUGUCACCUGCUGCACACGUGAGCAGGAGCUUGUGCCAGAUCUUCUCAAAGCUAUGGUGCUUUCAUGUGUAUUCAUAGAUUACUUCCCCUGUUCAUGGUAGAUGAUUUACAGGAGCACAGAGCAGAGGCUGCCCUCCAGUAGGAGAUUUAAAUGUUGUGUGAAGGACAACAUUUUGAAGGGUCAUUUAGCCUUUGAAUUGUGUUUAUCCUUACAGCUUUCAGGCUGAGUAUCUUAUACAUGAGUGGCAGAGCCCCAAAGCCCUGGUUUGGCUUCCCACAUCCCCCCAUUUAGUUUUUUGCUAUUUUUGGCUACUCCCAUCUCUAUUUCUCCGCAAAACCAGCUCCCACCUACCACUCCCAUUAAAAAAAUGCAAACAGUAGAAAGCUUAACAAGACCUCUGCUAUAGUUUUCCUGUAAGUUACCUGCUUGGAGGUCCCUGUGCCAUUACUGCAGUCUUUGUCUUCACGAAGUUUGAACUGUAAAUAUACUAUUUACUGGAACAGCAUCUGCAAAACCACUUCCAGCCAGGUGUCAGUAAUAUGGCUUUGAUUCAGAUUUUGGGAACAGUAUAUGACUGAUUACAAGGAUUUCCAUCUACUAGAUCUUUAUUGAAAUGACUGCUAACACAGAAAUAUUGCAAACCUCUUGAGAUGCUUAUGUCAUUUCCCUGUGUUAAAACAGCUGGUGCUUUUAAGGGUACCUUUGGAAUACAGCAUUAUAAGUCUCCUCUUACAACCAAAAUUAUGAGGAAAUCCAGCUCUGCAAAACAGCACUGGUACUGUGAAACUUGUUUGCUGAGCACCUUCGAUCUUGUCAACACACUGUGUGCCCAGACAUGAAAAGAGGGACCAGUUUGUCACCAUGGCAUAUGGCAAAGCACAUCAAGUUUACCCAAGUUAAUGCCAUAGCAAAGCCAUUCCAACCCCUGAGAGGCCAGAGCAGUGUGGACAUGCUGCUGCAUGCAUUCUGCUGAUGGAUUCUCAUGUGUUAUGUCCUGGGAAGCUCUUCCCCCUCUAUACCUGCCGUCUCCAUGGCUCAAGGACAGCCCAAGACCCUCUGGCUGCUGAGCUGAAAAAUCUCUGCCAUCAGGUGGUUACUCAGAAAGCAUUGCUCAAGUCGGAUCAUCUCCCCUAAAAACCUUUUUUUAAAUCAAUAAAGUAAGUUGUUUAAACCAAAUCCUGAUACUGGUUUGAAACAGCAGCUUCAUGUUUCUUUUAGAAUGAAGUUAACAUUUUUAAUAGGGAAAGUAUUGUGUAAUCAGAGAAACAAAAUAGAAAUGAGAAGACUUAACACCAACUCCUGGUCACUGCACACUCCCCAGGACUUGCUCCUGGCUUCUGCUGCAGACAAUGCAUUUCUGGGACCAUGAUCUGCUCCCUUGUUUCCUUGAGGAGCAAUUUGUCUCCCUGCCUACAGCUCCUCCCCCUGCUCCAAGCUCCUUUCAAGCUCCUCCUGCUGAAAGUGCAUGGGGACUUGACUGGAGUAGGGCUCCAGCCAGCUGUGUCUCUGGCAGUUUUAAGGCAAGCCAUAUUCAGAAGCAGGAGGAUGCUUGGGACAUACUGCUUGUUCCCAGCAUGGGUGCAAGAUGAAGGAACGUGGACCAACGCAGCAGAUACUGUUCUGACAGUCUGUAUUCAUGAUGGCUGCUGUUGUGCUCUCCCAUUUCAUCUAAAGAAUUGUGUGCUCUGUGCGUGCUCCUUGGGAAGCUUCAGUAUUGCACUUGCUGGCUUGGCUACCUCCUUUUUUGGCUUUUUCUUGUCAGAAGCUAAGCAGUCAUACUGAGAAUAUGCUCCCAGCACUUUUCUUCCAACAUUUGGGUUCCUAGAAAUUCAGUCUCUCUCCUGUAAGAUGGCUGAUUGAUUUGACCCCAUUAACUUCAUUUAAUACGUACUCCCACUUCACCCUAGCACAGGUCCUGCCAUGUCUGUGUCCUUUGCAUUUCCACAUUGCUGCCUCGAUAACCCUCUGCCUCCCACCUACUGUGCUACGUUCUGACAUGCUUGUUCCUCAGACUCCCGGGAUUUGUGCAGAAGAACAUGAACAAUACCGCUGCUUUAAUUUUCUUUGUACUCCAAUAGAAAUGCUUCUCAAAAAUUUGUCCAGAAAGUCCCUGCCACUUGUGGCCAGUCAGCCACCCUGCUCUGGUGUUGCACUUAAUACGUGACUGUCAGCCUCUCCAUGUCACCAAAAGCACUGCCAAUGUCCUGAUCUCCACGAGUUAUCCAGAUAAGAUAAGGAAAAUAGUUGUUUUCAAGGUCUUUAGUCCACAUUUCUACUUUCUCAUUUGUCACCUUCCCAAGUGACAGGAGAGCUUUCAAUUUUCCAGUGAAAUCUCUGUUGUAAAUGUAAAUCCACGAGCACAAAGCAAGGCUGUGCGGGUGUUAGUACCCUGCUAGCAUGCUGUGGACAUGAGCCAGUAUCCUGGGCAGGAACAGGGAUGCCCCUUCUCCCCAUCAGCUUCAUCCUGUCAGACAACGAUAUCCCAUGCCAGGCUCACCAUGUGGAGGUGCAUCAGCAAGAUGUGUCAUAGCAGGAGCUGUCUAGGACACUGGCUAUCCAAAUGGCCUUUCAUCAAACCAGCUGCACUCCUUGUGCUCUCUUGACUUGCUGGGAGGCUGACUUUGAUGGACGGGAACACUCUGAAAUUCCCGCUCCCACCUCAAAAGCGGAAUCGAAAGUCCUCCCUGUCUUUCUUUGGUAAAAUGAGGCAGGCUGGGCUUUCAGUCAUCAAAGUGUUUCUAUUUGGAAGGAGGAGGAGCCAUCUAGUCAUGGGUUCAUUGAUUCCCUGCCCAGCAAGAAUGUUUGCUUGAGCAGAGCCAAGCCGCACCUCUGAUGACUAACAGGCAGCGCUCUCUCUUUGAUAUACUAUCGGCCGGGUUUAUCACAGUAUCAACACAACCUCCCCACUCCAGGCCUCGCCCCUUCUGGCCAGCCCUCCCUGCAGAGCGGCAGGGGCGGCAUGGGAGCUGAGCUCACCUCUUAUUCCAAGGAAUCUUAACAGCAGGUUUUAAGGUACUUAUUUACUUUUUUUGGUCUGCACAGGAAGUCUGAGCUAAAAAAAAAAAAAAAAAGGAAAGAGACAGAAGUAUAAUUGCUCUGGCAGGCCUGCAUUCCUACUUCAGUCUCAGACGGGCAGGCACUCUUUCUUGUCGGAGCCUGGAAGAGGAUCCGAUCCCUGAAGAUUAUCGCCACGAACGUGCGUAAGUGAAACCUGCAGCCAUGCUGAAACAGAUAUUAUCAGACAUGUACAUCGAUCCGGAGCUACUGGCAGAACUCAGCGAGGAGCAGAAGCAGAUCCUCUUCUUCAAGAUGAGGCAAGAACAGAUCAGACGGUGGGAGGAAAGAGAAGCAGCUGCAGAAAAGAUUUCAGCAAAGAAGCCACUGCCAAGAAAAGCCAACAGGAAGUCAGUGACAUGGAAACUCGGCGCUGACAAUGAAGUGUGGGUCUGGGUGAUGGGCGAACAUCCUUCAGAUAAAUCCUAUGCAGCCAUCUGUGAAGAGAUCCAGGCACAAAGAGCAAAGCGCUUAGCGAGAGAGCAAGGCCAGGAGGGCAGAGACACUGAAUCUUCUGCGACAUGGUCUCUACACCCCCAGCCAGGACUUCUGGCUGAGACAGACCUUCAUGGGAAUACAAAAAACACUGUGGAGAAAAAGGAGGAGCAUGGGAGACGAAUGACUGAUAUUGAUACAACAGGAAAAAGCCAGGAGCUCACAAAGAGAGGAACCAGAAAUGUUCAUCAGAUGCUGGCGGAUUGCCAUGCAAGGAAGCAGAGUUUCCAACAGAUGAAGGAAACACAGAGGAAAAAUUCAGAAGAGACCACAGCCCCCCAGAAGCCAAUACCACAGAGCCACUCCAGCACAGAGAGCCAGAGAACACUGCAGAAAGCGGAUGAGAAUGAGCCUGAAUGGCAGGAAUUCUUGCAGAAAUCCAAGGCAGCAGACGAGAAGAGACGCUCCCUUGCACGGCAAGCCCGAGAUGACUACAGGAGGCUUUCACUGCAGGGCAUCCACAGAGGGAAGCAGGCAGAUAUUUCCAAGGGUGCCACAGCAGGAGAUCGGCGACCACUUCAAUACCCACCUCUCCCUCCGAAGCCUAAACUUCUACCUCCUGCAACAGCAAAUGGGAGAGCAAUUAGGAAAGAGGGAGUCCAGAGGACAAUCUCCAAUUCCACAGAAGAAAGCAUCAUCAAGUGGUUCAAAGAGGAGCAAUUCCCCCUCCGAGCUGGCUAUCUGAAAACCACAGACACAAUAGCACCUUGGUUCCAUGGUAUCCUAACCUCUAAGAAAGCAGAAGACCUUCUGAAAAAAACACUACCAGGGAGUUUUCUGAUCCGGGUCAGUGAGAAAAUCAAAGGCUACGUGCUGUCCUAUUGGUCUGUGGAAGGAUGUAAACAUUUCCUCAUUGAUGCCUCCAGUGAUUCCUACAGCUUUCUUGGAGUGGACCAGCUGCAACAUUCAACGCUGGCUGACCUUGUCGACUACCACAAGGACGAACCCAUCACUUCCUUGGGGAAGGAGCUGUUGCUUUAUCCAUGUGGCCAAGAGGACCAAGAGCCAGAUUACAUCUCUCUCUUUGAGUAAACCUGUCCAUCUUGUUGGGCAGCCCCGGACUUGUAUUCACAAAGAACUUGGAACUGGACUUGGAACUAGAGCUCCUGAUACCUGAAACCAUCAGUGCCUCUGUUUUGUAUCCUUCACAACAGAGCAGUAGGAGGAUAAGUACUGUGAGCUACAGGAUGCAUCAGCCCAGGAAGCUGCAAACCUGGACACAUCCCACAAGAUGGAGAGAAUGAGUUGAUGAAGUAAUCAGUUGAUCAGGAGAUACUGCCAUGGUUUUUCAUUGGGUUUUUGAAGGUUUCUUGGGGGACUUCUGUAUUCAAGCUGCCUUUUGUUCUUGAAUGCAAGGUUCUCUGGGAAAUAGAUUAGUACCUACAGUUGAAUGAGAUUAUAACCUUCCCAAAAGCACAAAGCAACUUGGAGAGGUGAAUCGAUCUUGAUAUGUAAUUUGCAAAAUGUGAAGCUUAAUUCUAUAAAAUGCUGUGUCCUUGGAAGGAAGGAUGUUCAGCCAAACAUGCAAGCAAACCCUGAGUGCCUUUCAGUGAAAGGUGCUCUCUGUGACAAGAGAUUGGCACACAUGAAGACUGCAUUUUUUUAAACUCCCCUAGCCUCUGAAUGUAGAUCUUCACUCUUUUAACCUGUAUUUAACUCCCACACAGGCCUUUCUGCAUUGAGAGGGUUUAUCCUUUUUGAAAAGGAAAAGAGAUGGGACAGAGUAAUUUUUGUGAAGUGACAACCACAUGUACAGAGCCUAAAAAUGUAAGAAGGAACACCUAUAUCAGUAUUAAUACAGUUUACAGAAGAGUUUUUGCCAGUAAAGAAUGCUGUUUUCCAAAAUGGAGCUAUUUAUUGCAAGUUGUGUCCCAAUUACUGAGAUGCAUCUAGUGUAAACUUCAUUAUAGAACUUGUUCUUUCAACAUAAUGUUCUUUUUUCUUAUCUGUUACAAUGCUCUUUAAAUACAUCAUUCAGAAGAUUGGGGGAGAGCUUGGAAAGAAUCACAUAAGAAAUUAGUCUUCAUCCAGGUUCCCCAAUGUUGUUGCACAUGACAAACUCUGCAGCUGAGGGUCUGAAUCUGCAAACGUCAUUUUUUAGAGGCACAAUCCUCAAAUAGUGAAUAAGAGUUGGUCUUGUUUCAGUUGUUUACCUCUUUUUACCUGUUCUCUUUUUUCUUUUAGAUCGGGGCUACUCAACUUGAAGAAGCAGUCAAAACUUUCAGUCUUAUAUUAAUCUGGGUUUUGCAGAAUACAGAUUUAAAGAAACUGUGAUCAUCUGGUCUUAAAAUUUACAGCUAUGCUGACAGGUGGUUUCCAUUAAAGGAAUGAGGGGAUAACUACACUCCAGUUUCAGCAAGUGUCACUUGCUAGAAAUAAAGCCUUAAUGUAAACUGAGAUUCUGAAUGUAAAGACACUCUGCCACUGCAAAUGACUUAAUGAGCUUCUUGAGCAAUAUAUCACAUUUAUCAAAGAGAUAAUUUCAAUAUAAUCUGUAUCAAUCAUGAGAAAGGGUGUUAGAUUAUUUGUAGGGGGGGAAACAUCCCUCCUUCCCUCUUUAUGAACUGUUUCUUUUAAAACUUUUGUCAAAAUGAAAGGUCCUUCAGAAAAACAUCUGUUUUCAUGUGAAGAACAUGUCAUAGCUGAUAUCUUGCUGA
Messenger RNA from Zonotrichia albicollis (white-throated sparrow), 9831 nucleotides. NCBI's taxonomy places the organism in Eukaryota, Metazoa, Chordata, Aves, Passeriformes, Passerellidae. The record is from RefSeq and is a predicted model, not a curated record.